AGUCAUCACAACAAAUUUUGCAUAUUAAUCAUUAUAUAUCCUUCCUGCUAUUCAACAAAAAUGCAGCCUCUUUCACUAUCUAUUGAGAAAGAAUUUACUCAAAACUCAGAAAGAGUUAAAUCUGUGGAUCAACAUCCAACUGAGCCAUGGAUUCUAGUAAGUUUGUAUUCAGGAACUGUUUGUAUCUGGAACUACCAGUCACAGGUCAUGGAGAAGUCCUUCAAGGUCACUGAGUCACCAGUGAGGUCAGCCAAGUUCAUAGCACGCAAAAACUGGAUUGUCACCGCAUCUGAUGACAAAUAUAUUCGCGUAUACAACUAUGAUACGGUGGAAAAGAUCAAAGAAUAUGAAGCACACACAGACUUUAUCAGGAGUGUUGCUAUCCAUCCCACUCUACCAUAUCUGUUGUCAUGUUCUGAUGACAAGGUUAUAAAGCUUUGGGAUUGGGAGAAGGAUUGGUCAUGUAUUCAGAUCUUCAAGGGGCAUUCGCACUAUGUGAUGCAAGUGGCAUUUAAUCCGAAAGACACCAAUACUUUUGCUAGUGCAUCGCUUGAUGGCGCCAUUAAGGUAUGGGACAUUGAAACCAAAAGUUGUGUGCAAACUCUAGAAGGUCAUGAGCACAAUGUAACAGCUGUAUGUGUUCAUGCUGAGCUUCCCAUAAUAAUUACAGUUUCUGAGGAUGGGAACAUUCACAUAUGGAAUGCAACCACUUUUAGGCUAGAGAACGAAUUGAACUAUGGUCUUGAAAGAGUAUGGGCCAUUGGACAGUUGAAAGGAUCAAACAAGGUUGCAUUUGGUUUUGACAAAGGAACCAUUGUGGUUGAAGUGAAUGGCUCUCAUACUUGGGAUUCUGUUGACCUCCAAGCUUAGAAGGAAAGGUUGAAGGAAUAAAGACAUCGAAUGCUGCACGAUUUGUACUGUGUUCUCCGAAGUAAUUAGACUAAAGGAAUAUUUAAUUUCACUUAAAACUUGCUGUUCCUGCUAUUACUGUUGUAUGAUUUGCAAAUAAAACUUAUCUUUGUGUGUUUUGUAGUAUAUCCCAUGAGGGAACAUGUUGUAAGGAUCAAUCGAAAUGGAAUGUUAUAUGUGUUCUUUAACAAA
This is a messenger RNA of Prunus mume (Japanese apricot), 1101 nucleotides long. Lineage: Eukaryota; Viridiplantae; Streptophyta; Magnoliopsida; Rosales; Rosaceae. The record is from RefSeq and is a predicted model, not a curated record.